AUGUUUCGAAUUCUUGAGUCGCAAGCUCCGGCCAAACAAACGGCUACGGACACAAUCGAUGUGCUCAGCAGUAGGCUGCAGAGCGCAACCCUGUUGGAGGAUCGGCGGGCGGCAAUUCAAGGACUGCGAAGCUUUGCGAAGCUCUACCCUGCGUCGGUAGCCUCUGGAGGAUUGCGAUCUUUGAUCAGCAGUCUCCGCAAUGAUGGCGAGGAUGUUGACACCACCAAGGUGGUUCUUGAAACUCUGUUGAUGCUAUUCACGCCCGAUGAGAAUAGUCCCGAAGCAUCAGAUGAAAUCGCUCUUUGGCUGGCGGAUGAGUUCACUCAGCGACAAGAUAACAUCACGAUCCUACUUGAUCUCCUCGAAACCCGGGACUUUUAUUCUCGCCUAUACUCCCUGCAAUUGAUGUCCCAUAUCAGUAGCGCCCGACCCGAGCGGACACAAGAGUGUAUCUUCACGGCCCCAUUGGGAAUUUCAAGAUUGGUAAAUGUCCUUACAGACACUAGGGAACCAGUCCGAAACGAGGCCCUCCUUCUCCUCAUCGUCCUGACGCCCGCCUCAGAAGAGCUGCAGAAGUUGGUGGCAUUCGAAAAUGCAUUCGAAAUACUGUUCUCGCUGAUCGAAGCAGAGGGUGCCUUGACACAUGGAACAGAAGUCGUCGAGGACUGCCUUUCUUUGCUCGCUCACCUACUGAGGUUCAACGUUUCAAACCAGUCUUUUUUUCGCGAGACUGGCUGUGUGAAGAAACUGACGAAACUUCUCUCUGACUGCGAGCAAGAAACAGAAGGUGAAGAACCUGCGCCUCAAUGGGCCCUCAUUCAUCGAGACAAGAACGUCUGGGGAUUGCUGGCGAUAAUUCAGCUCUUCCUGGUGCGAGGUGGUGUGGGAACACCCGCCAACCAAACCGCAUUUUGGCAAAAUGGCGUGACAGAGCAAGUCCUAAGCAUUGCAUUCGGUCAGAAGUUCAAUGUGAACGUUACAUCUAAGGCUCUCUCCACAUGUGCCGAUCUGAUUAGAGGAAAUUCGCCACUACAAGAGAGAUUUGGAGAUAUCGAGGUCUCAUGGGGAUCUCGUGUACAGGACGCCAAAGCCGCCAAUGGCCAUGCAGAGCCCGAACGGAUCAAUGUUAUUGAAGCUUUCUUGAAGUUGAGCCUCCAGCCGUCACCAAACAGUAUGCUGGAUGCCCGGCUCGCGGCUUGCGAAUGCAUGGAAGCGUUCUUCGCUCACCAUCCUGGAAUCCGCAUGCACGUGCUCCGACGUGCAAUCGAUGGACACAUCAGCGGACAAGAUCGAAUUCCCAAUAUUUUAUCCGUGUUGCUUACGGUACCCGAGUCCCGAGGAAAUGCCGAUCCUUAUCAAGUUUGGAUGGCUUCCGUUUUGAUGUUCCAUCUUCUUUUUGAUGACCACGAGGCAAAAGCCACGGCCAUGAAGGUGACUGAGGGCGAUGCUGAGAGUGGCGAGGAAGUUGUUACGAGCGUACAAACCGUGGUAGGAAAUCUAAUCACGGGAUUGCAGCGUGGUGACGAUGAACGCAUUACUGUUGGCUACCUGAUGUUGCUUUGUGGCUGGCUUUUCGAGGACCCAGACGUCGUGAAUGAUCUCCUGGGAGAGGGCAGCAGUAUCCAGACCCUCUUGCAAGAAAUCAAACACCCAAGAGUGCCUAGCAAACUGGUGCCUGGUCUCUGCACAGUUCUACUUGGUAUCAUCUAUGAAUUCUCGACGAAGGAUUCCCCUAUACCUCGAGUCACAUUGCAUAAGCUACUUCUUGAACAACUUGGAAGAGAGCAAUAUAUCGACAAGAUUACUAAGUUGCGGGAAUGUCCCUUGGUCCGUGAUUUUGAAGUCCUACCACAGACCUCUGUCGGGCAGACUGAUGGUGGACUCCCGGAGGUGUUCUUCGAUCGCUCUUUUGUCGAGUUCCUGAAGGAUAAUUUCAGUCGACUGCUCCGAGCCAUCGAUCGCGAGCCAGGAUUUGAGAUCUCGGUUGUUGCCAACGGUGUCGAGAAAGGUGUCUCUCGUGAACUUGUGGAUAGCUUGCGCGCGGAACUCGAGGAUCGGAGUCAGACUCUUCAGAAACUGGAAUCUGACCUUGUAAAUGUUCAACGCAAGCUAGAACAAGAGCAAUCAGAUCACAGAAAGACAAAAGAAUCGGGCUCUGUGGAGGUCUCCAAGGCUCAGCAAUCCCAGCAAUCUCUUCGAUACUCCCACGCGCAGGAGCUUUCACAGUUGGACGAACAGCAUAAACAGUCGAAGAAUGAGCUACUCAGGCAACAUAGCGAACAGCUGCGUGCCAUCGACAACCAGCUGAAGGAGGCCUCAGCCGAUUAUGAAAGAAAGAGCGCGAAGGUUAAAUCGCAUCAUGUUCAGGAGGUUGCUGGCUUGCAAAAGAAAAUCGAUCAGCUGGAAGCAGAGCUUUCAAAGGUUCGCGAACAACAUGCGUCCGAGGUUUCCGGCUUGAAGAGUGUCAUCCAUGAACUAGAGACGACUAUCAGCCAGUCCAAAGAAAGCCAUGCGGGGCAGGUUUCAGACCUCCACCAAAAGCUUCAGGACUUUGAAUCUACCUUAUCAUCAAGUAAGGGUCAGCACGAAACCGAGAUUGCUGGCCUGAAGGCUUCGAUUGAGAUAUUGGAGUCGCAGCUUUCCACAGUCAAGUCCGAACACGAGGCCGAGACCGCUGAUCUCAAGAAGGCACGGGAGACUUUGCAAUCUGAACUGAACCGGGUUCAAAAGUCCACUGAGAGUCUUGAAGCUGCUAAGGGGCAGUAUGGUGCGGAAACGGCUGAUCUCAAGAAGACUAUUGAAAAGCUUCGAUCAGAGGUUGAUAAAGCCCAGUAUGACGCCAAGGAGCUUGAAGCGGCAAAAAAACAGCAAGACUCCGAAGCAGAUAGGCUCCAGAAGGAAGUGAAAUCUUUGCAAGCAGAUCUUGACAAGGAGAAGAAUAACGCUACCCAAAGUCUGGAAACAGCAAAGGGACAGCAAGAAUCCGAGACUGCUGAUCUUAAAAAGACCAUUGAAGCAUUGCGAUCGGACCUUGACAAAGCCCAGCAGAAAUCAAACCAAGUCCUCGAGUCCGCGAAGGGUCAGCAAGCAUCAGAAACCGAUGAUCUCAAGAAAACCAUUGAGACAUUGCGACUGGAUUAUGAGAAGGCAAAGCAACAAUCUACCAAGGACCUUGAAACCACCAAUGAAGGUUUCUCGUCGAAGAUGUCUGCUCUCGAGGCGCGCACCACAGAAGCGGAACGCAAAGCCCAAGAGAUUGAGUCGCAGGCCCAAAAAGUGGCUGAUGCCCUGAAAGACGCCCAGGCCCAACUUGAAAAGGCUCAGUCCGAGGCCAAGGAGAAAGAGGACGCUCGCCAAGCCACUCAGUCGGAGUUGGAUGAUUUGCUGAUUGUGUUCGGUGACCUGGAAGCCAAACGAACCGAGGACAAGAAACGUCUCAAGGACCUUGGGCAAGAGAUUUCAGAGGACGAGGACGGUGAAGAUGAAGAUGACGAGAACGAGGAGUAG
Molecule: messenger RNA, 3507 nt
Organism: Penicillium argentinense
Lineage: Eukaryota; Fungi; Ascomycota; Eurotiomycetes; Eurotiales; Aspergillaceae
Exons: 6
Coding region: 1-3507 (1168 amino acids)
Biological process (GO): vesicle fusion with Golgi apparatus; intracellular protein transport; endoplasmic reticulum to Golgi vesicle-mediated transport
Cellular component (GO): Golgi stack; ER to Golgi transport vesicle membrane; Golgi membrane
Source: RefSeq, a predicted model, not a curated record